Messenger RNA from Caenorhabditis remanei, 630 nucleotides. RefSeq lists its product as uncharacterized. The coding region runs from base 1 to 630 and encodes 209 amino acids. The record is from RefSeq and is a predicted model, not a curated record. The transcript has 4 exons. Lineage: Eukaryota; Metazoa; Nematoda; Chromadorea; Rhabditida; Rhabditidae.
AUGGACAAUCAACAUGAAAUAGAUAUGAAAGUGAAAGAUGAAACAGAUGCCGUGGCCAGGAAAAUGAGGGCCAUAGAAUCGAACAAAAAAUCUCUUUGGAUCUGCAAUUUUGGCGUUGAAUUCGGUCUCGCUCUCUAUCAUGUUCUUCUUCUUCUCACAGUCCCAAAGCACUAUCCGUAUUUCCGCAAUCAAUUCUAUCUCACAAUUUUUCUUGCAUUCUUGAACAUUAUCGCGACGAUCAAGAUGAAAAUUUCACUGCAAGUGGUUCAAGCGAUUCUCUCUAUCAUCCAACUCCUCUGGAUUUUCUACUGUUUCGCAACUGUCCCAAUAUUUCUCACUGCCAUCACAUCUACUCCAUCUGCUUGUGAUCGAGUGAUUCACUCGUGUGCCAAAGUUUUCAAUGCCAAUCUCUUCCAAACCAAGAUGACAAUCGGGCUCAUGUCUCAAGCAAUCUUCGCUAUCUUCCUCUAUGGUGAAAUGAAACGUCUCUGUAUCAUUCUGAAAUUCCGCUACAUGGCUCCAAAAUCAACUCACUAUCAGACCCAAGUCACCGAGAACAUCAAACCGGAAUCACCAUCAGCCAACGAACUUCCAGAGAAGAAUCCAAAUGAAAUUGUCAUUGUCGCCUAA